This is a messenger RNA of Diaporthe amygdali, 1512 nucleotides long. RefSeq names its product benzoate 4-monooxygenase cytochrome P450. Gene Ontology annotation, molecular function: heme binding; oxidoreductase activity, acting on paired donors, with incorporation or reduction of molecular oxygen; monooxygenase activity. The record is from RefSeq and is a predicted model, not a curated record. NCBI's taxonomy places the organism in Eukaryota, Fungi, Ascomycota, Sordariomycetes, Diaporthales, Diaporthaceae. The transcript has 5 exons. Bases 1 to 1512 code for a protein of 503 amino acids.
AUGUCUUUAGUAUCAGGAGUUUCGAACUACCUGCUAGCCCCCGGGAACGUUGAUGCUGUCCAAGCCGCCUCAACUGCCGCGGUCCUGGGGCUGGUCUUCCACAAUACAGUCCUGCGAACUGUAGAAGUGGAGGCUUUCAUGUAUACACUUGUUUCCAUGGGACUCGUCAGUCUUGGAGUCAUUUUUGCGGUGCAUCUUUACCCUCAAUUUACUCUUCUUGCUGCGCUUGCACGGGUUUGCCUAUUGUCCGCUUCCUUCAAUGGGGCAGUUUUCCUCAGUAUUGGCAUUUACAGAUUUUUCCUCCACCGACUCAGAAAGUUUCCAGGCCCGCCUCUUGCGAAGAUCUCUCGAUUCUACUCGGCUUACAAGGCGUCCAGAGGCCUCAAAUACUUCAAGCAGGUGGGAGAGUGGAACCACGAGUAUGGAGAUUUUAUUCGGACCGGCCCUCGAGAGCUUGCUGUCAUUCCGCUGAAUACUUACGAGCCUCUCAUUAACUCUAAGGUCGAUGAGUUUAUCGAGCAACUGUCCAAGCGGGAGACCAUCGAUGCAACAGCCUGGUCCAUGUAUUUAUCUUUUGACAUAAUGGGCAAGGUCGGAUUCGGCAAGGAGUUCUACGGGGUGACCAAAGGAGAAGAGCACCCAGCAAUUGAGGGAGUGCAUUCUUCAAUGAACGUCCUCGGUAUCAUGAGUCACGUUCCUUGGUUGCUGAACAUGAUGGGAAAGAUACCUGGAGCCGCAGCUGCCUAUCAGGAAUUCUUUGCGUGGUGCGGUUCAGAGAUCGAGGCGAAGAAGAAGAACUGGGACGUAGAAGAAUAUCCCAAAGAUAUUGUGUCAUGGCUCAUCAAAGCCGUGAUGGACCAGGAGCCCUCAGCAUCUCCCUCCGACCCAGCACUGCACGAGGACUCCCGCGUCGUCAUCGUUGCGGGCAGCGAGACCACAGCCACAACCCUGGCCUGCAUCCUGUACUACCUUUCUAAGCACUCCGGCGUGCAGAGGAAGCUCCAGUCCCAGCUCGAUGCCGCACUUGGCCGGCAGUGGAGCUAUGAAAAGGUAAAAGAUGUGACGUUCAUCGACGACAUCAUCAACGAGACUCUGCGCCUGAAGCCGGCUCUCCUAACAGGCGGCUUCCGCGUCACACCGCCGCAGGGCAUCACCGUGGACGGGACGUUCAUCCCGGGCGAUACCAACGUGUUCGUGCCCGUGCAGCUCAUUCAGAAUGACCCGCGGUACUGGAAGGAGGCGGCCGAGUUUAUCCCGGAGCGAUUCGGCGAGAAGAGGGCUGAGUUGGGCACCGACGGGGCGCCAUUCCUGCCGUUCACAUUGGGAGCGUACCAGUGCCCCGGCAAGAACUUGGCGUUUCUUUCGCUGCGGAUCGCGCUGUCAAGGGUGGUGCGGGAGUUUGAUGUUGCUUUUGCUCCCGGUGAGACUGGGGCAUCGUUUGAUCGGGACGCCAAAGAUACAUUCACUACGACGCUGCCGCCUGUGAUGAUUAAAUUCACGAAGAGGAAGUAA